This is a messenger RNA of Eubalaena glacialis (North Atlantic right whale), 4112 nucleotides long. It is a transcript of the gene DNM1L, whose product is annotated as dynamin 1 like. Gene Ontology annotation, molecular function: GTPase activity; GTP binding; microtubule binding. Bases 80 to 2329 code for a protein of 749 amino acids. The transcript is spliced from 21 exons. Gene Ontology annotation, cellular component: membrane; mitochondrion; microtubule. NCBI's taxonomy places the organism in Eukaryota, Metazoa, Chordata, Mammalia, Artiodactyla, Balaenidae. The record is from RefSeq and is a predicted model, not a curated record. Gene Ontology annotation, biological process: mitochondrial fission; mitochondrial fragmentation involved in apoptotic process.
GAGGAAGGAGGCGGACUCUGGGUCUCGGCCCCAUUCAUUGCCGCGGCCGGCCGGGCGGGGGUUCGGUAUUUUCCGAGUUAUGGAGGCGCUAAUUCCUGUAAUCAACAAGCUCCAGGACGUAUUCAACACGGUGGGCGCCGACAUCAUCCAGUUGCCUCAGAUCGUGGUGGUGGGGACGCAGAGCAGUGGAAAGAGCUCAGUGCUAGAAAGCCUAGUGGGGAGGGACCUGCUUCCCAGAGGCACUGGUAUUGUCACCCGGAGACCUCUCAUUCUGCAGCUAGUCCAUGUUUCACCUGAAGAUAAACGAAAAACAACAGGAGAAGAAAAUGACCCUGCUACAUGGAAAAACUCAAGACACCUUUCUAAAGGGGUUGAAGCAGAAGAAUGGGGUAAAUUUCUUCACACCAAAAAUAAGCUUUACACAGAUUUUGAUGAAAUUCGACAAGAAAUUGAAAAUGAAACAGAAAGGAUUUCAGGAAAUAAUAAGGGAGUAAGCCCUGAACCAAUUCAUCUUAAGAUUUUUUCACCCCAUGUUGUCAAUCUGACACUUGUGGAUUUGCCAGGAAUGACUAAGGUGCCUGUAGGUGAUCAACCUAAGGAUAUUGAGCUUCAAAUCAGAGAGCUCAUUCUUCGGUUCAUCAGUAAUCCAAAUUCCAUUAUCCUCGCUGUCACUGCUGCUAAUACAGAUAUGGCAACAUCAGAGGCACUUAAAAUUUCAAGAGAGGUAGAUCCAGAUGGUCGCAGAACCCUAGCUGUAAUCACUAAACUUGAUCUCAUGGAUGCGGGUACUGAUGCCAUGGAUGUAUUGAUGGGAAGGGUUAUACCAGUCAAACUGGGAAUAAUUGGAAUAGUUAACAGGAGCCAGCUAGAUAUUAAUAAUAAGAAGAGUGUAACUGAUUCAAUCCGUGAUGAAUAUGCUUUCCUUCAAAAGAAAUACCCAUCUCUGGCCAAUAGAAAUGGAACAAAGUAUCUUGCCAGGACUUUAAACAGGCUACUGAUGCAUCACAUCAGAGACUGCUUACCAGAGUUGAAAACAAGAAUAAAUGUUCUAGCUGCUCAAUAUCAGUCUCUUCUAAAUAGCUAUGGUGAACCUGUGGAUGAUAAAAGUGCUACUUUACUGCAGCUUAUUACCAAAUUUGCCACAGAAUAUUGUAACACUAUUGAAGGAACUGCAAAAUAUAUUGAAACUUCAGAGCUAUGCGGUGGUGCUAGAAUAUGUUAUAUUUUCCAUGAGACUUUUGGGCGAACCUUAGAAUCUGUUGACCCACUAGGUGGCCUUAACACUAUUGACAUUUUGACUGCCAUUAGAAAUGCAACUGGUCCUCGUCCUGCUUUGUUUGUGCCUGAAGUUUCAUUUGAGUUACUGGUCAAACGGCAAAUCAAACGUCUGGAAGAGCCCAGCCUCCGUUGUGUGGAACUGGUUCAUGAAGAAAUGCAAAGGAUCAUUCAGCACUGUAGCAAUUACAGUACACAGGAGUUGUUGCGGUUCCCUAAACUUCAUGAUGCCAUAGUUGAAGUAGUGACUUGUCUUCUUCGUAAACGGUUGCCUGUUACAAAUGAAAUGGUCCAUAACUUAGUGGCAAUUGAACUGGCUUAUAUCAACACAAAACAUCCAGACUUUGCUGAUGCUUGUGGGUUAAUGAACAAUAAUAUAGAGGAACAAAGGAGAAACAGGCUAGCAAGAGAAUUACCUUCAGCUGUAUCACGGGACAAGUCUUCUAAAGUUCCAAGUGCUUUGGCACCUGCCUCCCAGGAGCCCUCCCCUGCUGCUUCUGCUGAGGCUGAUGGCAAGUUAAUUCAGGACAGCAGAAGAGAAACUAAAAAUGUUGCAUCUGGAGGUGGUGGGGUUGGAGAUGGUGUUCAAGAACCAACAACAGGCAACUGGAGAGGAAUGCUGAAAACUUCAAAAGCUGAGGAGUUACUAGCUGAGGAAAAAUCAAAACCAAUUCCAAUUAUGCCAGCCAGUCCACAAAAAGGCCAUGCUGUGAAUUUGCUGGAUGUGCCAGUUCCUGUUGCACGAAAACUAUCUGCCCGUGAACAGCGAGACUGUGAAGUUAUUGAACGACUCAUCAAAUCUUAUUUUCUUAUUGUCAGAAAGAAUAUUCAAGACAGUGUGCCAAAGGCAGUAAUGCACUUUUUGGUUAAUCAUGUAAAAGAUACUCUUCAGAGUGAGUUAGUAGGACAGCUGUAUAAAUCAUCCUUAUUGGAUGAUCUUCUGACUGAAUCUGAGGACAUGGCACAGCGCAGGAAAGAAGCAGCUGAUAUGCUAAAGGCAUUACAAGGAGCCAGUCAAAUUAUUGCUGAAAUCCGAGAGACUCAUCUUUGGUGAAGAGAACUAUGUAAUACUGAGACUCCACUGACUUGCUAGUUACUGCCUACUUGAGUAGAAUUUUAUUUAUGAACUCCUGUGUAUUGCAAUGGUAUGAAUCUGCUCAUGUGAAGACUGGCUAUAAACUGAAAAUUAUACUCUGUAUUGCAGAACAAAUCACACAUUUAAUCCAAAUAAUAAAUGGCUGUUUCUAAAAUUUCCUAGUAUAUAUAAAAUACAUCGUCUGUCUUGUGACAGUUUCAUCUGAACUUAAAAAGAACUGUUAAUAGUUCUAGUUGUACAAGCAGUUUGUCUGUGGAUAAGAUGACCUGUGUAAUCUGCUAGUAGUCUUAAAGCUGCUGCCAUAGCCCUUCAAGAAGAAUGCACCAAGACACCAUGUCAUACGACUAUAAUGCAUGCACUAUUAUUUAAACCGAACUGGCUUUGAAAGAGGUGGGUUGACAAGUUACUCAGUAGUCAGUCAGUCACUAUUCCAGCUGUUCUUUGAUUUAGUUUUAUUGAGCUUCUCUGAAACCUUUGAUGUGUUUGUAAGAAAGCUGAACACACGAGAGGAUCUGUAACAUUGACAAUGAAUGAUGUGAUGUGCAUAAUGUGUAGCUACAGUCCUUCCACUUCUGGGUCCAUAUUCCCCUGGUGCGUUAAAAAUUACAAUAUCAUCUUUGAUCUUACUUAAACGUGGAAGCAUGAAUUAUGUUUUCCUGCAUUAAGAACAUCUAGCCUUGAUUAUCUAGUAAGACUUGGUAAUGACCAUCUUUCCUUUUAGUUUUCAGAAGUCCUAAUAAAUUCCCCUUGGUUUUCAAAUAUAAUAGUAAUAAUUCAGAUACAUUUUUAAAUUGGAGCCCUCUGACCAUGCUUCAAGAUUCACUUGGAGGUGGGACUUAAAACCAAAUACUGUGGUGAUUUUAAGUGUAUCUUCUUCCUAUUAGUUGUUAAUAGUUAGUUACUUUUGCUUCACACCAACAAAGUACAUUAGAAUAGAAAGUAACGGUGGGGCUUUAUUAGUUAAAGAAAAACGUCCUGACACACACACAUAACUCCUAAAGGCUUUCAGGGGGUUGGGAGUAAGGUUUAGAACAUAUACACAUUUUACCAAAAUUCCCCAGGUGAUUCUUGAUAUGAAUUACAUUAUAAGUUUUAAAAUGAUAAAUUACAUAUUGCAGAUAUUAAAGUCUAUUUUUAAGUUACGACAUUUAUGAAGGACUACUGGCAGGAACAUAUGAAUAUGUCUGUUACUCUUAGCUAAUGGCACCCAUUUACUGUACUAAGAGAAAACAGACUCAGCAACUGAUCUCAAACAUAAAAAAACAGAUUCAGUCUGAUAUGAUAUGGUACUACUUAUACUUAGCAGUACCAUCUUCAUAGAAUACAUGCUUCCAGAAUGUUUAUUAGCAUACUUUAAAAUCACUCUGCCAUUUUUAAACAUCAGUUUUGAAAUUAUAGCCAUCCAUGAUUUACUUAUUUCAGAUAGAUCAGAUGACUUCCAUUCUAGUCUAGCUUUUUUAAUUUGUAAGGGGGGAAGAAAACUUACAAUGCACCUUUCUCCAGCAAAUUUCAAAUUGAAAACAUUACCUGCUAUGAUAAUGCACUUGCUAGUACUACACACCGUGUACAAAGAAAAACAGAGACAAGAGGUAUGCAAAGAGAAAACCUCCUUUUGUUGACACUUAAACUGAGUAAAGUUCUGAAAUGCAGAGAUGAUCUCUGACAUUUAUAAUGGAUACCUGUAUGUUCUUACUAUGUAAAUAAAGUUGCUGGUAUGAAGUGACAUUAAAGUUUGUCAAUA